Syngnathoides biaculeatus (alligator pipefish) is the source of this 1850-nucleotide messenger RNA. It is a transcript of the gene klf17, whose product is annotated as Kruppel like factor 17. The record is from RefSeq and is a predicted model, not a curated record. The coding region runs from base 91 to 1317 and encodes 408 amino acids. Gene Ontology annotation, biological process: regulation of transcription by RNA polymerase II. The transcript is spliced from 3 exons. NCBI's taxonomy places the organism in Eukaryota, Metazoa, Chordata, Actinopteri, Syngnathiformes, Syngnathidae. Gene Ontology annotation, molecular function: RNA polymerase II cis-regulatory region sequence-specific DNA binding; DNA-binding transcription factor activity, RNA polymerase II-specific.
CCCGAAGCACUCCAUGGAAUCUCUCCGUUGGUUUUUACACCGCUAAUUUAGGAUUGUGUGAUUGUUUGGUCUGCUUUCGAGGUUGUCUGCAUGGCUUUGACGGACAGCGUGAUGCCCACCUCCAGCGCUGCAUCCUUUCCAUGUCUCCAAUCGAUGGCUGCCUUUAACGGGUGUGAAGAUGAACGCGCAACAGAUAUCCAAGUGGAGUUCAGCAUCGUCCAGUCUCCGCUUUUGUCCUCCAAAGACGACGACGAGUUGGGCAAAUUCGUCGACCUCGAGUUCAUCUUGUCAAACAGCCUGGUUUCGGACACGGUGAGCAGCAGCCCCGACGGUAGCGGGGACACGUCUCCGCCUCAGACGUGCGCCUACGCCCUCCCCGAGUCCCCGGAGAGCUGCGGCGGCAACUCCGGGUCGGAGUGCGCCGACCGCUCUUCCCCGCUGCAACUCCACAACUACCACGGCGCGGUCCACUUCGCAGAACCGAACCCCUUACGCGGUCUCAUGGCGGAACUUCUGGCCCCUGACGUCAACUACGCACCGGAGUGCGCCGCAAGAGAUGGCCGCGAGUAUACCGAGCUUGGUGCGCUCAAUCCGGCCACUUUGGCUCACUACCAGCCAUCCUCGCUCGGGCACAAAAUUAAAACCGAGUCCAGCGGCCAGUCGUGUAUGUUGGCUGGUGGGGACUUUACGGGGCAACAUCGUGCAUUCGUGCAUCAGCACAAUCAGACUGUUGGCUUCGAUCCGCACGCCGCGCACCAGGGCGCACCGGGGCGCUCAGACUGUCACUUGGUGCAACUGAGCCACACUCAUCAUCAACUCCAAAGCAGCAACUACGCCAGCAACCAUUUCCAUUACGCGCAGCACAACAUGCCAGCGCGCUUCCAAGGACACUACGACAUGCACACCGACCUGCACCAGCAACGGCAGGCCGCUUCGGCGCUGCGGGUCAUGAUCACACCGCCGUCCUCGCCGUCUCUUUUGGAAUUCUAUGGCCAAGACGAGGCGGGCGGCGUGAAGCAGAAGAGAGGGCGCAGGUCGUGGGCCCGAAAGCGCGCUGCCACGCACAACUGCGAGUUCCCGGGAUGCGGCAAAACCUACACGAAGAGCUCGCACCUCAAAGCGCACAUGAGAACUCAUACAGGUGAAAAACCCUACCACUGCAACUGGGAGGGCUGCGGCUGGAAGUUUGCCCGGUCGGACGAGCUUACGCGUCACUUUCGCAAGCACACCGGGCACAGACCGUUCCAGUGUCACCUCUGCGACAGGGCCUUCUCGCGCUCCGACCACCUGGCCCUCCACAUGAAAAGGCACAUGUAGACAGACCCAUUGCAAUCAUCAUGCAUCAUCGGCCCUUGUACAUACACACGUGUAUACGUGGAACUAAAUUAUGACGAACGUGUACUUGAGCACGUCUUCAAUAAGUUAUUGACUGUUGCUGAAGGCCUUAACAAAAAAAAAACAAAAAACAAACAAAAAAAAAUGAACUGAACGUUGGGCAGGACCCUAAUGCUGCACCUGUGUUUUAUAAUUUUUUUUUAAUCCUUUAAAGUUUACACCGUUGACUUAAAUACUGCUUGACUAUUUUAUUUCUUUACUGUAUUUUUCAAUUAUUUUUUUAUGUUUUCAGUCCCAAUUUUCUCCCGAUGGCAAAAUGAGAAAUGCAACAAUGCAAUUCCGUUUUUUUGGUGAAGGUCGUAGUGAUUCUGGUUCCAAAGCAAUAACGAAAUGCAGCUAAGAUUGCAGGACAACUAUUUUUUUUUUCAUAAAAAAAAAUAAAUGUUAUAUUUGAAGUGAAUAAAUCAUUUUACGAUAAGCCGAUAUAUCUCAAAUUUCUUGAAUGACAUGUGUAC